GUUACGGAGGCCACACGUUACAUGUUGGCGACGAUUCCCGCGAACUAAAUUCAAAUAUCGAAAUCGUAGCUUUAAAGAAAUAAUCAAAUAUAAAUACUAUACUUGUUUUUGUAACUGUAUAUUGACUUGAGAAUCGUGUUUUUGGAUUUUAUUGACAAUCUCAUAAGGUUUUUUUUAAAGUAAUUACUCGAAGAUGUGGUGGAUACUCCGACGUGCAAGGCUCACAGGCGCAUCCCUGUUCAGCCAGGCGACGGGGGCGAACAAUAACAACAGUGCCAAAACAGAAUCCAGACCACCCAGAAAAAACUACAACCAGCUAUCGUCACAUGAAAAACUUGACAAUCGCAAAGCAGAUGAUAUCCAAGUCGAAGAACCCGUGGAGUCUGAUGCAAGCAGCACUGAUGUAGAAGAGCGCGAAUCACACGGGGUAUGUCCCCCGUGUGCGCAUGACCGAUACAAUAACAACGUAAAACGACGUGCCAACUACGAUUUUAGUGAUGAUUCUGAUUAUGACGAGGCUCUGACUUGCAACGUUUGCGACCGAUCGUUCCCGACCCGACGUCAGCUCAGCGACCAUCAACAGAAAAAGAGACAUUUCGGUUGCAGCGCUUGCGACAGCCUGUUCCCAUCGCUGAUGGCGUUGGAGCACCACAAAGAGGAGUUCCAACACUGGAGCGACUCAUCGUACUGCUCGCACUCUGAUUCGGACGACAGCGACACGUGCCACGAGGACCGCCAUCGGUUACUAUAAUGUCACCAUCUCAUUAUUGCCGGGGGGAACAACACCAAGCUGGGCACGUUUGUCUAAAUCUAUCUUCAAUUUUCGCUUAGAUUGUGACACUCGCAAUAUUUUGUGAAUUUAAUUACAUAUUUUUAUUUUAUACGUCUCCGACAAUGGUUAUAUCGAGCCGAAAUGUGACUAUAGUAUAUAUACUGUAGAUUACGUUAAAAAUGUAAAAAAAUAAUCUAAGUCAUCAUUAGUAGUUAUAAACAAAAAUUGAUUUAAUAUUUGUUUCAACUGCUCGGUGACAGACUUGAAUUAUACAACAAAAGUACAACUAGGCCUCUCAUACAUGUCAGAAAGAGAUAGGUAAUAACAAAUUCGCCCUUUUUUUUAACCUAAAUUCUCAUUUUCACAGAUUAUUUCAAAUAAUGAAUAACUACGACCAAAAAUGACAAACUUAUUAUGGCAAAUUUUACUAAAUUUCACCUGUAUUGCAAAGACAAAAGAAGCAGUGUGAUGUACCGACGCCAGCGGAGUGUUUAUGUGUGUGUGUAUUUCAAUCAGCUGCAUCGAGUAACCAUUUUUAGUUUUUUAAAUUCGAUUAGGGCGCCGCACCAUCAUCUAUUUAGAUUCCCGAAAGCAAUUCGAAGCUAUUGCGAUUUUUACAUAAACUGUUACCAUUAUUUUUAAUAUUUCAAUUAACUUGAUUUACGGAUAUGUCUUUUUGAGAUAAGUUAUUCAGGUUACCAUUUACGUAACCUCAACCUAAAUACAAAUUAUUCACGUACGAAAGAGGGCUUAAUGAAAAAAAAUCACAGAGACAGUACUUAUUUGACGGAGAAAACUUUUCCUUAUUCCUUUCUCAAUCCCCUGUCCACGCCAUCUCUUGACACUACAAUAAAAACUACGCGUGUGUGAAAAUGGCGCGAAGUGUGUAAAUAACAAAAACAUGGUGCCGGUGUAAAAACGAUAAAAUUGUGAUUUGUUGAUCAAUCAGCACAUAUAUGUAACUCUCUCCGGUAAGAAAACAGAAAAGUGCAUCAACGAAUUACGGAGUGAGUCCUAAAACUUAUCCUUUUCCCAGUCCCAAACAUAUCUAAAUUCAAAACAGUGCGCACUGAGUUCGUACGACCAGUAUUGAUGAGUUUACGUUCAGGUGGCACUGACUGAUGCUAAGGCGUCUUAGGAGUUCACAAGAAUAGGUACCACCACCCUACUUCUGCCGUGAAGCAGUAAUGCGUUUUGGUUUGAAAGGUAAGCCGUUGUAGUAGGAGAGCUGGCACCAAUUUUUGGGUAGGUAUUUGAGGCAAGCUGAAAACUUGUCACAUACCUCUCCUAUUAUAUUCCAACACGGAAUUGCAGACCUGGCUGGUGAGUAGCGGGGCUAAAUCAACCCCUACAUUUUUUUAAAUAUUUUUUUUUCCCCAAAAAUAUAUUUGAGGCAAUACGCAAUUUAUAUAUGUUGCAGUGUAAUACUUAAUAAAUACGAAAAAAAUAAGCCAGACAAUUUAAUCGGGGUUGUAACAUUA
Bombyx mori (domestic silkworm) is the source of this 2253-nucleotide messenger RNA. RefSeq lists its product as uncharacterized. NCBI's taxonomy places the organism in Eukaryota, Metazoa, Arthropoda, Insecta, Lepidoptera, Bombycidae. The record is from RefSeq and is a predicted model, not a curated record. The transcript has 4 exons. Bases 194 to 751 code for a protein of 185 amino acids.